CCGGCGCCGACGUGUAAUCGGUCGCAAGAUUAUGGUGAGACAGUAGGGACGAAAGUGAGGCGAGGUGGCAACUGGCAGAAGCGGGUUCAACAACAAGUAGUGACUCUUUAGCUGUGCCAUUUUACACCGGGACGUGAUUAUUGCACUUCAAGGAGGUGCUACUUUAAUUGACAAGGUCCUGUGCUAUCCAGCGCCACCAUGUCAGCGAAAGCCAUCUCGGAGCAGACGGGAAAAGAGUUCUUGUAUAAGUAUAUCUGCACCUCGGCGGCCGUGCAGAACCGCUUCCGCUAUGCCAACGCCACGGCUGAGACCGACUGGGUCCGCCUGGCACAGGAUCAUCCAUGGCUGCUGACUGAGCGGCUGGUGGUGAAGCCAGAUCAACUAAUCAAACGGCGGGGAAAGCUCGGGCUGGUGGGCAUCAACCUGGACCUGCAGGGUGUCCAAGAGUGGCUUAAAACCCGUAUGAUGAAGGAGACCACUGUCGGAAAAGCAAAGGGUGUGCUGAAGAACUUCCUCAUUGAGCCGUUUGUUCCACACCCACAGGAGGAGGAGUUUUAUGUGUGUAUUUAUGCCACACGUGAGGGCGACCAAGUGCUUUUCCACCACGAGGGAGGAGUGGAGGUGGGCGAUGUGGACGCCAAGGCUGAGAGGCUGAUGGUGGCAGUGAACGAAAAGCUGAGUGAGGACCAGGUCACUGAGCAGCUUCUCACACACGUUCCUGAAGACAAGAAACAAGUCUUAGCCAGCUUCAUAGUUGGCCUCUUCAACUUGUACGAGGACCUCUACUUCACCUACCUUGAGAUCAACCCUAUAGUCGUCACCAAAGAUGGAGUGUACGUCUUGGACAUGGCAGCCAAGAUUGAUGCCACAGCAGAUUACAUCUGCAAGGCUAAAUGGGGGGAUGUGGAGUUCCCACCUCCCUUUGGCAGGGAAGCAUAUCCAGAGGAGGCAUACAUAGCUGACCUGGAUGCAAAGAGUGGAGCCAGUCUGAAGCUGACGCUGCUGAACCCUCAGGGCAGGAUCUGGACCAUGGUGGCCGGGGGAGGGGCUUCAGUAGUCUACAGUGACACCAUUUGUGACCUGGGAGGGGUGGACGAACUGGCCAACUACGGAGAGUACUCUGGCGCACCCAGUGAGCAGCAGACCUACGACUACGCUAAAACAAUCCUCUCUCUCAUGACACGGGAGAAACAUCCUCAAGGGAAAGUGCUGAUCAUCGGAGGAAGUAUUGCCAACUUCACCAACGUAGCAGCAACAUUCAAGGGCAUUGUCAGGGCAAUCAAAGACUACCAAGGUCCUCUGAAGGAGCACGAGGUGACCAUCUUUGUUCGACGUGGCGGACCCAACUACCAGGAGGGGCUGAGGGUGAUGGGAGAAGUAGGGAAGACCACAGGUAUUCCUAUCCAUGUGUUCGGUACUGAGACCCAUAUGACGGCCAUUGUUGGAAUGGCUCUGGGCCACAAGCCGAUCCCUAACCAGCCGCCGAUGGACGCUCAUACGGCUAACUUCCUCCUCAACGCCAGCAACAGUGCAGCGACUCCAGCAACAACAAGGACAGCUUCAUUCUCCGAAGCCAGGACGUCUAACGAUGUCACCCCGGCUAAAAAAUCUAAAGCAGGUCUUCCAGCAGACUCUCUUCAUUCUAUACUGUGGCCUCUGAAGAAUGUGGUCAUAGGCGAUUGGAAAGAAGCGAUAGCCUCUUCUGGCUGCAGCAGAGCUAGAGCCACCACGCUCUUCAGAAAACAAACCAAGGCCAUAGUGUGGGGUAUGCAGACGCGUGCAGUGCAAGGCAUGCUGGACUUUGACUACGUGUGCUCCCGGGACGAACCCUCUGUGGCAGCCAUGGUGUACCCCUUCACUGGGGAUCACAAGCAGAAGUUUUACUGGGGUCACAAGGAGAUCCUGACCCCCGUCUAUAAGAGCAUGGACGACGCCAUGAAGAAGCACCCCGAGGUGGACGUCCUGAUCAGCUUCGCUUCACUGCGCUCAGCAUUCGACAGCACAAUGGAGGCCAUGCAGCACCCACAGAUUCACACAAUCGCCAUCAUCGCUGAGGGCAUUCCUGAAGCUCAGACAAGGAAGAUAAUCAAGAUGGCAGACGAGAAAGGUGUCACUAUCAUCGGCCCUGCUACGGUUGGUGGCAUCAAGCCGGGUUGUUUUAAGAUCGGCAACACAGGUGGCAUGCUGGACAACAUCCUGGCUUCCAAACUGUAUCGACCUGGCAGCGUUGCUUAUGUGUCGCGCUCCGGGGGCAUGUCCAACGAGCUGAAUAACAUAGUCUCCCGCACCACAGACGGCGUCUAUGAAGGUGUCGCCAUCGGGGGGGACAGAUAUCCAGGCUCCACCUUCAUGGACCACGUCCUUCGUUACCAGGACACUCCAGGGGUUAAGAUGAUAAUUAUGCUGGGAGAGAUUGGAGGCUCAGAAGAGUACAAGAUCUGCCAAGGCAUCAGAGAAGGGAGGAUAACCAAGCCUGUGGUGUGCUGGUGUAUUGGAACCUGCGCCACCAUGUUCACUUCAGAGGUUCAGUUUGGCCAUGCAGGAGCCUGCGCCAACCAGGCUUCAGAGACAGCAGUAGCCAAGAACCAGGCCCUGAGGGACGCCGGCGCUUAUGUACCAAAGAGCUUUGAUGAGCUGGGCGAUGUCGUCAAGACUGUUUAUGACGAACUGGUGGCCAAUGGUACCAUCAUUCCUGCUCAGGAGGUUCCCCCCCCUACAGUGCCUAUGGAUUACUCUUGGGCCAGGGAAUUGGGUCUGAUUCGCAAACCAGCCUCCUUCAUGACCAGCAUCUGUGACGAGCGAGGCCAGGAGCUCAUCUACGCCGGCAUGCCCAUCACAGAGGUCUUUAAAGAGGAGAUGGGUCUAGGAGGAGUGCUGGGCUUGCUUUGGUUUCAACGAAGGUUGCCGCGCUAUGCCUGCAAGUUCAUUGAGAUGUGCCUGAUGGUGACAGCUGAUCACGGACCUGCUGUCUCUGGAGCACACAACACCAUUGUCUGUGCUCGUGCUGGCAAGGACCUUAUCUCAAGCCUCACCUCCGGCCUGCUCACCAUUGGGGACCGUUUCGGAGGCGCUCUGGAUGCAGCUGCAAAGCAGUUCAGCAAGGCAUUCGACAGCGGCAUGGUGCCGAUGGAGUUUGUCAACAAGAUGAAGAAGGACGGCAAGCUGAUCAUGGGCAUCGGCCACAGAGUCAAAUCGAUCAACAACCCAGACAUGCGUGUGCAGAUUCUGAAGGACUAUGUCAAACAGAAUUUCCCCUCCACCGUAAUGCUUGACUACGCCCUAGACGUAGAGAAGAUCACCACCUCUAAGAAACCCAACCUGAUACUCAACGUAGACGGUUUUAUUGGUGUCGCCUUUGUGGACCUGCUCAGGACAUGUGGUGGCUUCACACGAGACGAGGCUGACGAGUUUGUGGAGAUCGGUGCACUAAAUGGGAUCUUUGUCCUUGGCCGUAGUAUGGGAUUUAUUGGGCAUUACCUGGACCAGAAGAGGCUGAAACAGGGUUUGUACCGCCACCCGUGGGAUGACAUCUCAUAUGUGCUUCCUGAACAUAUGUCCAUGUAAUCUCUGCAUCCCAGAAGAGGACGCGCUUCCAGUUGGGACUGCCCAAAUGGGUCAGGCAGCAUUUCACAUCACACUUAAGGUUUAUGUACUCUCUCCGGUUGUGAUAAACUGAAGCCUUGGGGAAACUGGGCAGAGUCAUUCUAGAAAAAAAGUACUGUCUGGCUGAGGGAUAUGGGAAAAGGUUUUCAAUCUAGUUUUUACGGAAAAAAGGGGAAUUAUAUUUUUAGAUUUAGUUUUUGACAAAUUAUUUAAAGUAUGCGAUGUAACUUAUUCAAUUUUGACCACAAACCCAAACCACAGCUGUUGCAGAAGCACCAAAUCAAUUGGAACUUUCAUUAAAGGCAAAAACUGCGGGAUUCAAAGCACAUUUCAAACCACAUUUCAAACCUGACUCCUGCAUUACGCUGGCUGUUCUGUUAAUAUUCAGUAAAGGCUACUGAUGUGGCAUUUUUCAAGCUCUACAAUACCAUGUCUUUUUUUUUAAACUACUCAAAAUAGUUUAUAACAAUUUAUUUGAUUUAGUUCACAAGAAAGUGAGCUUGAUUAUGCUUUCUAAGUAUUGCACCUUAGUUAAAACACGUUAGCAAAUAAUGUCAGAUUAAAACUCCUCCUUCUGUAUUCACCCCAUUAGGAAAGGUCCUUUUUUAAACCAAAGUCAUUAUUAGGGAAUUUGUCAUCUUUGUUAAAAAUGAAAUGUUGUUACGGGUCCAUUGGUGGAUAUUCCAGAGCUAAUCAAGAUCUCAUGUUUUGGAAAGGAGGUAUUCUACUGAGAUAAAGGAACUAAACAAACAAUCAAAUGAUGAUUUAAGUGGUACUACACUAUUGCCUUUACAAGAACAACCCUGGAUGUAAACCAGUGGUUGAAAUUCAUCGGUUACUGUCAAUUAGAUGCGGUUUUAGGGAAGUCUUUCACACCAAGUAUAAAUUGAACUUUUUGUGUUCUGAAUAACUGUCAGAAAACAGGAAAAUGUAGAAGCAUCAGAAGGGGAGUGACAAAAUGCUUCAUGAAUGAGCCCUUCGAGUCUUUGAAAGCACAUUUCUGUGAGGGACCAUGAAAGCGGUUUGCUUUACUUGGAAUAGUUAUUGCACAUAAUACAAAUAAUAAUACAGUUCUGGCUUGACACAGACUCAAAACGCUUUGUUACCACCCACUGUACGGCCUGCUGUGUUCGAUCUUUGUUUUGCUGUUUCUAUUUAACUGUGAAAAAAAUGCUUUGUUUUUUUGUAAUACGCUGUCGUAUAGUAUAAUAAUAAUAAAGAACUUAUUGUUUUACUUUUCA
Messenger RNA from Gymnodraco acuticeps, 4844 nucleotides. RefSeq names its product ATP-citrate synthase. Gene Ontology annotation, biological process: fatty acid biosynthetic process; citrate metabolic process; tricarboxylic acid cycle. Lineage: Eukaryota; Metazoa; Chordata; Actinopteri; Perciformes; Bathydraconidae. The record is from RefSeq and is a predicted model, not a curated record. The coding region runs from base 199 to 3564 and encodes 1121 amino acids. The transcript has 30 exons. Gene Ontology annotation, molecular function: ATP citrate synthase activity. Gene Ontology annotation, cellular component: cytosol.